This is a messenger RNA of Melopsittacus undulatus (budgerigar), 3480 nucleotides long. RefSeq names its product ATPase H+ transporting V0 subunit a1 (gene ATP6V0A1). Gene Ontology annotation, biological process: vacuolar acidification; proton transmembrane transport. Gene Ontology annotation, molecular function: ATPase binding; proton-transporting ATPase activity, rotational mechanism. Bases 95 to 2614 code for a protein of 839 amino acids. The record is from RefSeq and is a predicted model, not a curated record. NCBI's taxonomy places the organism in Eukaryota, Metazoa, Chordata, Aves, Psittaciformes, Psittaculidae. Gene Ontology annotation, cellular component: vacuolar proton-transporting V-type ATPase, V0 domain; vacuolar proton-transporting V-type ATPase complex; plasma membrane. The transcript has 21 exons.
GACCCCGCGUGACACCGCCCCGCGUGCGCGGUGACGUCAGGGCCGGGAGCGGAGCCGGGCGCUGUGCAGGGGCCGCGGCGGGGCCGGCGCCGCCAUGGGGGAGCUGUUCCGCAGCGAGGAGAUGACCCUGGCGCAGCUGUUCCUGCAGUCCGAGGCCGCGUACUGCUGUGUCAGUGAGCUGGGCGAGCUGGGCAAGGUCCAGUUCCGCGAUCUGAACCCGGACGUGAACGUGUUCCAGCGCAAGUUCGUCAAUGAAGUCAGGAGGUGUGAGGAGAUGGACCGCAAGCUCCGGUUUGUUGAGAAGGAGAUUAAAAAAGCAAAUAUUCCUAUCAUGGACACUGGUGAAAACCCAGAGGUGCCUUUUCCACGUGACAUGAUCGACUUGGAGGCAAACUUUGAGAAAAUUGAAAAUGAGCUUAAAGAAAUCAACACGAACCAGGAAGCGCUGAAGAGAAACUUCUUGGAGCUGACAGAGCUGAAAUUCAUCCUGCGUAAAACUCAGCAGUUCUUUGAUGAGGCUGAAUUGCAUCAUCAGCAGAUGGCGGAUCCAGACCUGUUGGAGGAAUCCUCUUCGCUCCUGGAACCAAGCGAGAUGGGAAGAGGUGCCCCGCUACGACUCGGGUUUGUGGCCGGUGUGAUCAACCGGGAGCGGAUCCCCACGUUCGAACGCAUGCUGUGGCGAGUGUGCCGAGGGAACGUGUUCCUGCGCCAGGCAGAGAUUGAGAACCCCCUGGAGGACCCUGUGACGGGGGAUUACGUGCACAAGUCUGUGUUUAUCAUCUUCUUCCAAGGCGACCAGCUGAAGAACAGAGUCAAGAAGAUAUGUGAAGGAUUCCGUGCCUCCCUUUACCCAUGCCCCGAAACACCCCAGGAACGGAAGGAAAUGGCUUCUGGUGUCAAUACCAGAAUUGAUGAUCUUCAGAUGGUGCUGAACCAAACGGAGGAUCAUCGGCAGCGGGUGCUGCAGGCAGCUGCCAAAACCAUCCGCGUGUGGUUCAUCAAGGUGCGCAAGAUGAAGGCCAUUUACCACACCCUGAACCUCUGCAACAUCGAUGUCACGCAGAAGUGCCUCAUUGCUGAAGUCUGGUGCCCUGUGGCUGACCUCGAUUCCAUCCAGUUUGCUCUCAGGAGAGGCACUGAGCACAGUGGAUCCACUGUCCCAUCCAUUCUAAACAGGAUGCAAACCAAUCAGACCCCACCAACAUACAACAAAACUAACAAGUUUACUUGUGGCUUUCAAAACAUUGUUGAUGCUUAUGGCAUUGGGACGUAUCGGGAGAUAAAUCCAGCACCCUAUACGAUCAUUACCUUCCCCUUUCUGUUUGCUGUGAUGUUUGGAGAUUUUGGCCAUGGAAUCCUGAUGACUCUGAUUGCUGUUUGGAUGGUGCUUAGGGAAAGUCGGAUUCUCUCCCAGAAGAGUGACAAUGAGAUGUUCAACAUGGUUUUUAGUGGCCGAUACAUCAUCCUGCUGAUGGGGCUGUUCUCCACCUACACCGGCCUCAUAUACAAUGACUGUUUCUCCAAGUCCCUGAAUUUCUUUGGCUCAUCAUGGAGCGUCCGGCCCAUGUUCAUGACAGGCAACUGGUCAGAUGCCCUGCUAGAGACCACUCCUCUGCUGCAGCUGAACCCUGCCAUUCCCGGCGUGUUCGGUGGCCCCUACCCCUUCGGCAUUGACCCGAUUUGGAAUAUUGCCAGCAAUAAGCUGGCCUUCCUCAACUCCUUUAAGAUGAAAAUGUCUGUGAUUCUUGGCAUUAUCCACAUGCUCUUUGGUGUCACGCUGAGUCUUCUCAACCACAUCUAUUUUAAGAAGCCACUGAACAUAUACCUGGGAUUUAUUCCAGAGAUGAUUUUCAUGUCAUCCCUCUUUGGAUACCUCGUUAUUCUCAUUUUCUACAAAUGGACAGCCUACGAUGCUCACACCUCCAAGGAUGCACCAAGCCUUUUAAUACACUUUAUCAACAUGUUUCUCUUCUCCUAUAGUGACACCAGUAAUAAGAUGCUUUAUAAGGGGCAGCAAGGCCUCCAGUGUUUCCUUGUGGUGGUGGCGUUACUGUGUGUGCCCUGGAUGCUGGUAGCUAAACCCCUGGUCCUUCGCCAUCAGUAUUUAAGGAGAAAGCACUUGGGAACACACAACUUCGGUGGGAUCCGGGUGGGCAAUGGCCCGACUGAGGAGGAUGCUGAGAUCAUUCAACAUGACCAGUUAUCUACCCAUUCCGAGGAGGGGGAGGAGUUUGACUUUGGGGACACUGUGGUGUACCAGGCCAUCCACACCAUCGAGUACUGCCUGGGGUGCAUUUCAAACACUGCAUCCUACCUGAGGCUCUGGGCUCUCAGCUUAGCCCAUGCACAGCUCUCCGAGGUGCUCUGGACCAUGGUGAUCCACAUUGGCCUCAGCGUGAGGAGCCUGGCGGGAGGCCUGGGCCUCUUCUUCAUCUUUGCUGCUUUUGCUACCCUGACAGUGGCCAUUCUGCUGGUCAUGGAGGGGCUCUCUGCUUUCCUCCAUGCUCUUCGCUUGCACUGGAUUGAGUUCCAGAACAAGUUCUACACUGGCACUGGAUUCAAGUUUCUCCCUUUCUCCUUCGAUACCAUCCGUGAGGGGAGGUUUGACGAUUGAGUGUCCCCCCUCCAGCAGUGCUCCUUGUGGCCAGCCCUGUCCCGUUGCAUGUAACCCUCCCGUAGUGAACGUAACUUAUUGCAGCACCCAGAGCCUCGUCUCUGGGGUAGUGAGUGACACUGGAUCAAAGAAACUCUCAUCCCUUAAGUGUAGCCCUGCAGAUAGCAAGUGCACGAUGUGUGAGCAGGGGUGUGCAGCGUGUCCUGGGGGCGUGCAUCGGGGCUGGACAGGGAUCCAGCCACGGCUCAGGGGCCACACAGCACAUGGAGAACAGGCUGAACACCCUCAGCCUGCACCAAGCUGCUUGGGAAGAGGAAGGUGGAUGUGUGGGUCCCACGUCCCUGCAUCUGAGCAAACAAACUGGGAGCAGGCAGAGCCUCAGGGCUCCUGCCUGUGCUCUGCUCCCAUCUGUGGCUCAUCCCGGGCAGGGAUUCGGCUCUUGGAGGUACUGCUGAUGUGUUGUCAUCCUGCUGGGGCUCUGAGGAGCCCUUAGGGCAAAACAGAGGCUGAGUCCUGCCAGAGCAGCCCCGUGGCAAUGGCUCUCGCUGCCAUUCCCCCGCAGUAGCUGUUGCUUUGUCUCUUGUGCAAGAUGUGAGUAAUUCCUCACCCUCCUCACAUGGCUGUAGCUGUAGGAGCAGUGGUGUGCGUGUGUGUUAGUGCUGUGUGUAACUGUCGUGUUUAACUCUGGUGCAGCUCAAGGACUUGUGUGUGACUGCGAUAGAACAACACCGAGGGUCAUUGUAACCCCCAAUGGCUGUGUGGUCACAAGGGUGUUUGCAGAACCAUGGUUGUGGUGGAUGCAGCAGUGACCCUGGUCCUGCAUUGCUCACGGUCACUGUGUCAUUAAACCAACUGCACAACAACGA